Messenger RNA from Aphanomyces invadans, 2233 nucleotides. RefSeq lists its product as hypothetical. Bases 28 to 1716 code for a protein of 562 amino acids. Lineage: Eukaryota; Oomycota; Saprolegniomycetes; Saprolegniales; Verrucalvaceae. Gene Ontology annotation, biological process: cytoskeleton organization. The record is from RefSeq and is a predicted model, not a curated record. Gene Ontology annotation, cellular component: cytosol. The transcript is spliced from 6 exons.
CAGACCCCGUCAGCACUGAACAACGGUAUGGCAACUGCCGACGAAGGCAGCGGCCGUGCAGGCGUCAAGCGACCGGAGCUGCAGGCGCUUAGUUUGGAAGAACGCGUGAGCUUCUUCUACUGCUCGUCCGUACAAGAUUUCAUGGGAGUCACAAUCAAUCCGUCGGAGUUCCUGAUAGCCCCAGACGAUGUGGCGUACUACCUCCAGCUCCUCGAGAGUCCCGACCGCGAACAGUGGCUUGCCGCCGAAGCUGUGCUCAUUCCGUUCUCGCAAGGCCGGGCUGUUCCUGACGCAAAUCAACACCGUCUCAUCGUUGACUUCGACACAGCGUGCAUCCACAACAAGCAUCUCAUGGAUGCCGGUGCGUUACCCAUAUACACGCAGCACCUCGUCCGCGCCAUGGCGUCGCUCAAAGGACUCAACUUUCAGAACAUGGAGCUCGAGCUGGGCAAGCUCAAUCGCGCCAUCACGAUGCUGUACUUGGUAGUGACUCUCAGUCCGGCAUCGUCUCGGUCGUCGGUGCAACGAGCCUUGGUCGACGUUGGGUUCUUCGCCCCUCAGCAGCUUCUUGUGGACGUCUUGGACUGCUUGCAAACCCAUCACACGGUCCCUGGAUUUCCAAUCAAACGCAUGAUGUUGCUCGUGUACGUGUGGACCACGACGAUUCUCGGCGACUUGAACGAACUCGAUCGUCUCAAAGCCGCCAGGCGCCUCCACCACAACCUUGCGUUGGACGACAGUUCCAGGUGGCAAUGCAAAAGCAUUAAGAAGCCAUCGGUGGUCCAGCUCGGUGACCCAGCCACAGAUCCAAUGUACCCCGUCCGGGCAAAGGCGCAGGCAACCAGGGAAGCCAUCCAUGCCAAAUACAUGCACAAACCCCACCACGACCUCCCGCCAGUCCCGCCAACAUCCACCGACUCGUCUCUUGAAUACUCGAACGAAGCCGCCCCAUUGAGUGACGAUGAAGCGUGGAGCACACGCGUCGAGUCGCUGUACAAAUUGGUGUUGGUGCCAAAAUGGAGAGAGUACAUGGGUCUCUUUUCUGCCCUGAUCACGAUGAUGGCGGCUGGGAACGUCAUGGACAAGCGAGGGUUCUUCUGCAAGCGCAGCUUCACCGAGGAUGCAGGCGGCAGCUGCGCCAACUUGAAUACUGCCUCGAACAACAACUUGAACCCCGACGAGCAAUUGUAUUGGAACUGGAUGAAUCGGGAAAAAGCGAUUGUGCUCGACGUGACGGCGCUCGUAAUCUUGAAUCUCCUCAAACACGUACGAUCGUCGCACGUGCUCAAGGGGGAACUCCUCGCCCAGGGACUCGUCGAAGGCGCAUUGCUUCCAUCAGCCACGAAAUUUCUCAAUCGAGACACUGCCACGUACGUGCAAGUGCGUCCCGAAGAUCUAUCGCACCAACGCGUCGAGUUCCGCCCUCCGAUGGGCCUCCAAAAAGCCGUUGCACUGCUCGAAGACCCUAGCGUCGAGUACGCUCUUCCACCGUUGCGCACGGUCACGUCCCUUUUGCGGAUUGUCCAGCGGCUGACCAAGCGAAAGCCAUCGCUCAUUCGCGCUACACUCUGCCGCACUCAAUCCCUGGUGUGGCUCAAACGCGUCCUGAGUCUGCGCGACCCCACCAGUCGGUUGUACGCCCUCAAGCUCGUCAAGUCCCAAGGGCGGUACUUAGGCCAUCAGGUACGCGCGCUCCCAUGCUGCGUUUGCGAUUGACAAGUUUUGUGCAGUGGAUGCGCAAGUUUACUUGCGUCCAUCUGCUCACUGAAGUUUAUCUACACGUGCGCCCGGAACUCGAGGACGACUGGCUCAAGUCCGACGACGACGAGACGAGUCCUCUGGCCAAGGCGUCGGAAGCGCUGCUCCAAGGGGAAGUCCAGGCCUUCCACCACAAAUGGUAUUGGUCGACUCUGCCAACCAAGCCCAAUGCAGCGACAACCGCGUCCACCGUGAGCCUCGCCGUGCAAGGAUUGAUGGAUCUCGACCAAGACGCGCUCGACGUGGACGGCGGAAGCCUGCGCAAGCUUGUGGCCGAACUCAAGUUGGACCCGUCCAUGUGUGCGCAGUACGAACAGUGGCUUGAUGCGAAAAACUUGAAAGGGGUCGCCAGUACUGGCGCGAAACCGUGUAUGGAUUGGCCGAUUGAGUUUCAUUAACACGAUUCGCGCGAUUCGCUCGGCCGCCUCUAACUACUAACGCCUAACUACUGGGUUCUAACCUACUUUUUUGUCUC